AUGGCGGAGCACCUCCUCUCGACGGCCGUGCACGACACCCUGCCGGGGAACUACAUCCGGCCGGAGCCGCAGCGCCCUCGCCUCGCCGAGGUCGUCACCGGCGCGCGCAUCCCUGUCGUCGACCUAGGGAGCCCCGACCGCGCCGCGGUUGUCGCCGCCAUCGGCGACGCCUGCCGCUCGCACGGCUUCUUCCAGGUCCUCAACCAUGGGAUACAUGCCGACUUGAUUGCGUCGGUGAUGGCCGUGGGGCGCGACUUCUUCCGGUUGCCGCCGGAGGAGAAGGCCAAGCUGUACUCCGACGACCCGACCAGGAAGAUACGGCUGUCCACGAGCUUCAACGUGCGCAAGGAGACGGUGCACAACUGGCGCGACUACCUCCGGCUGCACUGCCAUCCCCUCCACGAGUUCGUGCCCGAUUGGCCGUCCAACCCGCCCGAUUUCAAGGACACCAUGAGCACGUACUGCAAGGAAGUCCGGGAGCUCGGGUUCAGGCUAUACGCUGCGAUCUCGGAGAGCCUGGGUCUAGAGGCGAGCUACAUGAAGGAGACGCUGGGCCAGCAGGAGCAGCACAUGGCAGUCAACUUCUACCCGCCGUGCCCGGAGCCCGAGCUCACCUACGGCCUCCCGGCGCACACCGAUCCCAACGCGCUUACCAUCCUGCUCAUGGACCAGGACGUCGCCGGCCUGCAGGUGCUCCACGGCGGCAAGUGGGUCGCCGUCAACCCGCAGCCCGGCGCGCUCAUCAUCAACAUCGGCGACCAGCUGCAGGCGCUGAGCAACGGGCAGUACCGGAGUGUGUGGCACCGCGCGGUGGUGAACUCGGACCGGGAGCGGAUGUCGGUGGCGUCGUUCCUGUGCCCGUGCAACCACGUCGUGCUCGGCCCCGCGCAGAAGCUCGUCACGGAGGACACCCCGGCCGUGUACAGGAACUACACGUACGACGAGUACUACAAGAAGUUCUGGAGCAGGAACCUGGACCAGGAGCACUGCCUGGAGCUGUUCAGAACCUAG
Miscanthus lutarioriparius is the source of this 1011-nucleotide messenger RNA. Lineage: Eukaryota; Viridiplantae; Streptophyta; Magnoliopsida; Poales; Poaceae. The record is from the annotation of a GenBank genome assembly.